AUGGCAAAAUCCGCAAGGCGAUCAGGUCGCAAAACACCCGCUUCAACACCAGGCUCAUCCGGCGCCUCAACACCAAGCUCCGUCUCAGGCCCAAUUCCACCCUUCAUCAAAGUCCCACCAGCGCUGCAGUCCUUCGUCGAACCACUCUCCCCAAAAGAAGUAUACCUAGUCCACCUGGACAUAACAGCGGAAGACCUAAAACGCCAAACCUUCACCGUCCCCCUCAUCGUCAACCUAGUAGUCGGCGCCGUGAUCGCGCUACGUGUAUACCAGGGAAUCAGCACAUACCCAGCCCUCAUCGCCACGCUAAUCGGGCUACAAAGCUCGAUGACAGUGGACACGGCCACGACCCCGUGGACAGAGGGGUUACAAAUCGUGCUGCGGCGCACGGGAACCCUGCUGAUCGACUACUUCCUCGUGACGAUGUUCCUGUCAUGGCCGAUUAAUUUUAUUAAGGGGCCCGUGCGUUGGCGGCGUGCGGUGGGGUUCCGUGAGCGCGAGGUCAUCGUGCGCCGCAGCCACCGGAGCUGGAGUCAAAAGCUUGAGCGCAAUAAGUGGAUUCGGGAGGAUGAGGCGCGGCGUGAUAAGAUCAUUGCUGCUGUUACGCCGGAGCGCAUUGGGAAGACGGGGUAUUUGCUUGUGGAUGAGGACUGGAAUUUGGAUUAUAAUGCUAUGAUUCGGGCUCAUGCACUUGUUGAUCGUACGAGGCAGGGAGAUGGGGUGCAGAUGGAUGAGUUCCGUACUGCGGUCUUGGUCCAUACUGAUCCUGAUGGCUGGUUGAUUUGGCGUGUUGGGGAUGAGAAUACUCCUGCCGGUCGUCAGCGUUCUGAGCAGCGUGAUCAGAUUCUUGCUUUCAAGGAUAAGUUGACUGAGAUGGGCAAGGAAGACCUCUUCCUUCGGUGGGUUGAGUUGAUUCAAUGGGAAAGCUCGCAGCCCGGUGGCUUCACUCCGGAACGGCAGCGGUCUGCAAUGUUCCAGGCAAAGCAACUGUUCGAAGAUGAGAAUGUGGACUUUAGCAGUUUCUGGGACGACAUGGGCGGUAUGGAAGGAAUGGGUGAAUUAGAUUAG
Penicillium canescens is the source of this 1068-nucleotide messenger RNA. RefSeq lists its product as uncharacterized. The coding region runs from base 1 to 1068 and encodes 355 amino acids. Lineage: Eukaryota; Fungi; Ascomycota; Eurotiomycetes; Eurotiales; Aspergillaceae. The transcript has a single exon. The record is from RefSeq and is a predicted model, not a curated record.